Scutellospora calospora is the source of this 1036-nucleotide messenger RNA. NCBI's taxonomy places the organism in Eukaryota, Fungi, Glomeromycota, Glomeromycetes, Diversisporales, Gigasporaceae. The record is from the annotation of a GenBank genome assembly.
CAACAAAUCCAACACUCAAACCCUUGCUAAAUACCUUGCGCUCGACCAAGGAGGCAAAAUCCAAGCCGAAUACGUCUGGAUUGAUGGCGAUGGAGGCCUCCGUGCAAAGACCACUACUCUCGACGAAAAACCUACUGACGUUUCUCAAUUGAAAGAAUGGAAUUUUGAUGGUUCUUCUACCAAUCAAGCUCCUGGUGAUAACUCCGAUGUUUUGCUUCGUCCUGCUGCCAUCUUUAAGGAUCCUUUUAGAGGCGGUGACAAUAUUAUUGUUCUCUGUGAAUGUUAUAACAACGAUGGAACUCCCAAUAGAACGAAUUAUCGUCAUUCUUGUUCAAAGAUCAUGCAAACCUAUACCGAUGCUCAUCCAUGGUUCGGUAUAGAACAAGAAUAUACCUUAUUCGACAUGGAAGGAAGUGUCCUUGGUUGGCCUAAAGGAGGUUUCCCUGGCCCUCAGGGUCCUUAUUAUUGUUCUAUUGGUGCUAAUGUAGCCUUUGGACGUGAUAUCGUUGAAGCCCACUACCGUUGUUGUCUCUACUCUGGUGUUAAAAUUUCUGGUGUCAACGCUGAAGUCAUGCCCGUUGGUCCUUGUGAAGGUAUCGAUAUGGGUGACCAUCUCUGGAUGGCAAGAUUUCUUCUGAAACGAGUUGCCGAAGAUUUCGGUGCCGUGGUCUCUUUCCAUCCUAAACCAAUAAAAGGUGACUGGAAUGGAGCAGGUUGUCACACGAACUAUUCAACACAAGCAAUGCGUGAAGAAGGCGGGAUAAAAGCAAUUCAUGAUGCUAUCGAUAAGAUGGCAACUAGACAUGCGGAGCAUAUCGCCGUUUACGGUGAAGAUAAUGAUCAACGUCUAACAGGUCAACACGAGACAGGUCACAUAUCACAAUUCUCGUAUGGUGUUGCAAAUCGCGGUGCUUCAAUUCGUAUACCGCGGCAUGUUGCUGCUGAAGGUAAAGGGUACCUGGAAGAUCGACGUCCGGCUUCUAAUAUAGAUCCGUAUAGGGUCACGCAUGUUAUAGUCGAGUCUACCCUUGCCUAG